CUUGGACGCUCAAGCGGAAAAGAUCCUCGGUCUUCAUCUUUAAAGAAAACUCUUCAAUUGGAUAACUUAAGGAUAGCCCAGAAAGUGCAAAAGAAAAGGGUACAUCAUGGAUCGCGAUGAGGCCUCCACCUCGACCUGCGAGGGCAAGUCACUGGAGGAGAUACCCGUGGCGGAGGGCCUGGAGGCCACCCAGCCCGUCAGCUUCCUGAGCCUGUUCAAGUUCUCCACGUACUGGGAGAUCUUCUGGCUCUUUGUCGGAUUCGUAAUGUGCUGCAUCAAGGCUCUCACCUUGCCCGCCGUGGUCAUCAUCUACAGCGAGUUCACCUCCAUGCUGGUAGACAGGGCCAUGAUGUUCGGGACCAGCUCCAAGGUCCAUGCUCUGCCACUCUUUGGUGGUGGGAAAACGCUCACAAAUGCCACUCAAACGGAAAAUAGUGAAGCCCUCUACGACGACUCCAUUUCUUAUGGCAUCCUUCUGACCAUUGCCUCCGUGGUGAUGUUUAUUUCCGGAAUCUUCUCGGUUGACAUUUUCAACAUGGUGGCUCUGCGUCAGGUUACCAGGAUGAGGAUCAAGCUCUUCACCUCCGUAAUGCGUCAGGACAUAGGAUGGCACGACCUGGCCAGCAAACAGAACUUUACCCAGAGCAUGGUGGAUGAUGUGGAGAAGAUACGCGACGGCAUCUCUGAAAAAGUGGGCCACUUUGUUUAUCUCGUUGUGGGCUUCAUUAUAACAGUGGCUAUAUCCUUUGCCUAUGGCUGGAAACUAACCUUGGCAGUGAGCUCCUACAUACCCCUAGUGAUUUUGGUCAACUACUAUGUGGCAAAGUUCCAAGGGAAACUGACUGCCCGGGAGCAAGAGUCCUACGCGGGAGCUGGUAACCUGGCAGAGGAAAUCCUGAGUGCCAUUCGCACAGUUGUAUCCUUUGGAGGUGAAAAGCAGGAAGUGGAGAGGUAUGAAAACUUUCUGGUGCCCGCCCGCAAGGCUAGCCAGUGGAAAGGAGCCUUUUCUGGUCUGAGUGAUGCUGUCCUGAAGUCCAUGCUCUAUCUCUCCUGUGCCGGAGCCUUCUGGUACGGAGUGAAUCUCAUUAUAGACGACCGCGGCGUUGAGGACAAGGAAUACACCCCAGCUAUCCUGAUGAUCGCCUUCUUCGGUAUUAUUGUGGGCGCGGAUAACAUAGCCAGGACUGCACCCUUUCUAGAGUCUUUUGCCACGGCCCGGGGCUGUGCCACAAACCUGUUCAAAGUCAUCGAUCUGACCUCCAAGAUCGAUCCUCUCUCCACUGAUGGCAAGAUCCUAAAUUACGGGCUUCGGGGCGACGUGGAGUUCCAGGAUGUCUUCUUCCGCUAUCCCUCCCGACCCGAGAUCAUUGUCCAUCGGGGCCUGAAUAUUAGAAUCAAAGCGGGCCAAACGGUGGCUCUGGUGGGGUCCUCCGGCUGUGGAAAGUCCACCUGCGUCCAGCUGCUCCAGCGGUUCUACGAUCCCGUGUUUGGUUCUGUACUGCUGGAUGAUCUUGACAUCAGAAAGUACAACAUUCAGUGGCUCCGUUCGAACAUAGCCGUGGUGGGUCAGGAGCCAGUGCUCUUUUUGGGCACCAUAGCGCAAAACAUUAGCUACGGCAGGCCGGGGGCAACUCAGAAAGAUAUUGAAGCGGCUGCUACUCAGGCGGGAGCUCAUGAAUUUAUUAGUAACCUUCCGGAGAGCUACCGCACAAUGAUCGGGGAGCGGGGAUCCCAGCUGUCUGGUGGCCAGAAGCAGCGCAUUGCCAUCGCCCGAGCCCUGGUCCAGAAUCCCAAAAUCCUGCUCCUGGACGAAGCGACCUCCGCUUUGGACUACCAGUCAGAGAAACAAGUUCAGCAGGCCUUGGACUUAGCCAGCAAGGGAAGAACCACGAUUGUGGUGUCCCAUCGAUUGUCUGCCAUUCGCGGAGCGGAUAAAAUCGUAUUCAUUCAUGACGGAAAGGUCCUCGAAGAGGGCUCCCACGAUGAUCUAAUGACCUUGGAGGGGGCCUACUACAACAUGGUUCGUGCUGGCGAUAUCAAAUUGAUCGACGAUGUGGAAAAAGAGGACAAUAUUGAGGAAGCCAAACGCAAAAGCCUGGCUUUGUAUGAGAAGUCUUUUGAGACGAGUCCUUUGAACUUUGAAAAGGGUCAAAAGAACAGCGUCCAGUUCGACGAGCCCAUAAUAAAGCCCAGUGCCAAGGACACUAAUGCUCAGGUCGUGGAAGCCCCGGCUGAGAAGCCGAACUUCUUCCGCACAUUCACCAGGAUUAUACGACUUGCCCGUCCGGAGUGGUGCUACCUCAUCCUGGGCACCAUUAGUGCCAUAGCCGUGGGCUGCUUGUAUCCUGCCUUUGCCAUCAUUUUUGGUGAAUUCUAUGCAGCUCUUGCGGAACAGAACCCGGAGGAUGCCCUAAGGAGAACAGCAGUGCUUUCGUGGGCGUGUUUGGGCCUGGCCUUCUUGACAGGAUUGGUGUGCUUCCUGCAAACGUACCUGUUCAACUACGCCGGAAUUUGGCUCACGACCAGGAUGCGAGCCAUGACGUUUAAAGCCAUGGUUAGCCAGGAAGUUGGCUGGUUCGACGACGAAGAUAACUCAGUGGGAGCCCUGUCAGCCCGGCUGUCCGGCGAGGCAGUUGGAGUCCAGGGAGCCAUUGGCUAUCCCCUGAGCGGCAUGAUCCAGGCCUUGUCCAAUUUCAUCUCCAGUAUCACCGUUGCCAUGUACUACAACUGGAAGUUGGCCUUGUUGUGCUUGGCCAAUUGCCCCAUAAUUAUAGGUUCCGUCAUCCUGGAAGCCAAAAUGAUGUCCACGGCCCUAAUUAGGGAGAAGCAGGUCAUCGAGGAGGCCUGCCGCAUUGCCACGGAGUCUAUAACGAAUAUUCGCACCGUGGCCGGCUUAAGACGGGAGGCGGACGUUAUCCGGGAGUACACGGAGGAGAUCCAGCGGGUGGAGGUGCUCAUUAGACAGAAGCUGCGAUGGCGCGGAAUUCUCAACUCAACCAUGCAGGCUUCGGGCUUCUUCGCCUAUGCGGUUGCUCUUUGUUACGGCGGUGUUCUGGUUUCUGAGGGUCAGCUUCCCUUCCAGGAUAUCAUCAAGGUCUCUGAAACCCUCUUGUACGGAUCCAUGAUGCUGGCCCAAUCCCUGGCCUUUACGCCCGCUUUCUCCGCCGCUCUGGUGGCCGGCCAUCGUCUCUUCCAGACCCUGGACCGCAAACCCAAGAUCCAGUCUCCCAUGGGCACUAUCAAAAAUACUCUGGCGAAGCAAUUGAAUCUCUUCGAGGGAGUUCGGUAUCGUGGAAUUCAGUUCCGAUACCCCACGCGCCCAGAUGCCAAGAUUCUGAACGGCUUAGAUCUAGAGGUGCUCAAAGGUCAGACCGUAGCCUUGGUGGGCCAUUCCGGGUGCGGCAAGUCCACAUGUGUCCAGCUGCUGCAGCGCUAUUACGAUCCCGAUGAGGGCAGUAUUCACAUUGACCACGACGAUAUCCAGCAUGACCUCACCUUGCAAGGAGUGAGGUCCCGACUGGGCAUUGUUUCCCAGGAGCCCACACUCUUUGAGCGUACCAUUGCCGAAAACAUAGCCUACGGAGACAAUGGCCGAUCGGUGCCCAUGGCCGAGAUAAUUGCAGCUGCCAAGAGCGCCAAUGCCCACAGCUUCAUAAUUUCCCUCCCCAAUGGCUAUGAUACCCGGAUGGGAGCCCGGGGCACUCAGUUGUCCGGCGGACAGAAACAACGCAUCGCUAUUGCCCGGGCCCUGGUGAGGAACCCCAAGAUUCUCCUUCUGGACGAAGCCACCUCUGCUCUGGACUUGCAGAGCGAGCAGUUGGUGCAACAGGCCCUGGACUCUGCCUGUUCCGGAAGGACCUGCAUCGUAAUAGCCCAUCGUCUGUCCACUGUCCAGAAUGCGGAUGUGAUCUGUGUCAUCCAGAACGGUGAGGUAGUGGAGCAGGGCAACCACAGUCAGCUAAUUUCCCAAGGCGGGAUCUACGCCAAGCUGCAUAAAACCCAAAAAGAUCACUGAAAUACUCAUCAGCUACUAUUGUUACUUUUUUUAAAUGUCUACACU
Molecule: messenger RNA, 4060 nt
Organism: Drosophila bipectinata
Lineage: Eukaryota; Metazoa; Arthropoda; Insecta; Diptera; Drosophilidae
Gene: Mdr65
Product: Multi drug resistance 65
Biological process (GO): transmembrane transport
Cellular component (GO): membrane
Molecular function (GO): ATP binding; ATP hydrolysis activity; ABC-type oligopeptide transporter activity
Source: RefSeq, a predicted model, not a curated record